This is a messenger RNA of Yarrowia lipolytica CLIB122, 1233 nucleotides long. RefSeq lists its product as uncharacterized. NCBI's taxonomy places the organism in Eukaryota, Fungi, Ascomycota, Dipodascomycetes, Dipodascales. Gene Ontology annotation, biological process: lipid storage. Gene Ontology annotation, cellular component: lipid droplet. Gene Ontology annotation, molecular function: lipase activity. The record is from RefSeq and is a predicted model, not a curated record.
AUGGCGACAGUACGAGUACUUCGAAACUUUAUCAACCCCGUAUCAGCCAUUGGAAUUUUCAAGCAGGGACUGGAGGGAGGUCUUUCCAAGGAGCAGCAGCCCCUAGAGGCCCCCAAGCCCGCGUGUCUGCCCGAAGGAUACUCCGAAAUCAUGGACACAGCAGUCUACCGAAUUGCACCCAAGAAAAAGAGCUCCAAGGGACCUGCUCCUCUGGUUUUUUUCAUUCCUGGCAACCCCGGAAUCUCCGAAUACUACACCGUGUUUUUGCAACACCUGGCUGAAAUGUACCCCACAUACGAGUUUGUGUGUCCCAGCUACAGAGGAUAUUCGACUUUCAACCCGGCGUCGUUCAAGGAGGACCUGUACAGUCUCCAGGACCAGAUUGACAACAAGGUCAAGAUUCUGAGACAUGUGGUGGCCGAGAGCAAGUGCGAGACAUGUACUUUUGAUGGCUACGAGUCCGACGACACUCUGGCCGAUUCUUUCGCUACCCCACCUUCCUCCAGAAGGUCUUCUAUCGACUCUCUGGAUUCCAUGGACUCCAUGGGUUCCAUUUCCUCUGGCGAGACUCUUCUGGGCUCCAUCUCUGAAAGUGAGACUGAAGGACGCCCGGUGAUUCUAAUGGGCCAUUCUCUGGGAGGCUGGUUGGUUCAGCGAGUGGCUGUGGCUGUUGCCAACGAUCCCCAGAUCGAUCUGCAGCUCGUGUGUCUCAUGACCCCGACUCUCAAGGAACUGGCCAAGAGCUCCACUGGUCAGAAGCUCAAGACUCUAGCCAAGCAGUACCCUGUGCCUGGCGGAGUUCUGGCUCGAGGCCUGCAGGUGGCCCAGAAGGUGUCUCCUCUGUGGACUCGGGUGGAGCAGCAAUUUCUCAGCGACGCUCUUCCUCCUCAUAUUGUGCAGGCUACCCGGGGAUUUGUUUCCCAGCCCUCGAUCAUCCGUCAAUGGAUCGAGAUGGGCAAGGAGGAGCUGGUGGCCAUUGGAACCGACUGCAAUGAUGUGGUUGAUUUUUGGCACAACAACGGAAAAUUCAAGAUCUGGGGCUUCUUUGCCCACCAGGAUCAGUUUGUCGACGACGAGACUCGACAGGAUAUCUUCAACGAGUGGGGACACUUGAACCACGUCACCUUUGACGUGGGAGCGGAGGAAAUCAUCCAUGGCUUUUGCAUCCACCACAACCAGGAGGUGGCCCAACUAACCAAGCAGCAGUUUGAUCAGCUGCCUUUGCAUUUUUAG